AUGGCUCAGCGUGGAAAGUCUACUCCUAAGUAUAUUGGCAAGCUGUUUAUAAGCCAUUUGGGCAUCAUUGAUGGUCUUACGCCACAACAUGUCAAGGAUUCAAUGAAGCAUAUGUUUGGUAUCAAGAUGGAUUACACUACUUCAUACAGAUCUUUGAUAUAUGCCCAACAAUUGGUCAGGAGAACAGCUGAAGAUGGAUAUGCGAGUCACCCAGCUUACCUACAUUCAGUUAACAAAGCCAAUCCGGGAACUGUAUCAGCUCUUCAUGUAGAUUCCAAUAACAAAUUCAAAUAUCUAUUUCUCGCAUUUGGAGAAUCGAUUGCCGGUUUUCAGUACAUGAGAAGAGUUAUUGUGGUGGAUGGAUGUCAUCUAACAGGGAAAUACGAAGAUGGUUAUCCUUUGGUGAUAGUUUCUGACAGACAUCUUUCUAUUAAAAAAGUUUGUCAAACUGUUUUCCCAUGGGCAAAACGAGGGAUAUGCUAUCAUCUACAACAUAACAUAGUAACAAAGUUUAAGGGGAAGCAAUUGCUGUACUUGGUCAAAUCUGUGGCUUAUGCUUACAACCUCUAUGACUACAACCGGUACAUGGUGGAGUUAAGACAGAUCAAGCCUGAGCUUGCUGACUAUUUGGAAGAAGCCGAUGUCUCCCUUUGGUCCCGAAUUCAUUAUGUUGGAGACAGAUACAAUAUUAAGACUAGCAAUGUCGCAGAGUCUAUAAAUGCUGCACUUAAGAAGGCCCGUGGCUAUCCCAUAUCAUUCGUCUUGGAUUUCAUACGAGAGAAGCUCGGUCGGUGGUUUUUAAAACACAGAGAGGAUGCUUUGAGUCUCACAACACAUAAUACUCGGGGAGUGGAGUAUUUUCUGGCGAUUCGUGGACAUUAUGCAGAUGCAAUGGAGGUGGACCGAAUUGACACUUGGAGAUACUAUGUGAAAGGAGGAACCAGGAAUUGUAUUGUUGAUUUGGAACAUGGAAUGUGUGAGUGUGGUGUGUUUUAUAUCGAGAAAAUCCUAUGUUCACAUGCUAUUGCAGCUGCAUUAGCCGGUGGGAUAGCUGUGGAUUCCCUUGUAUGUCCUACUUACUCAAAAAACUACUUGUUUGCUGCAUAUUCUGCCAACAUAUAUCCCCAAAUUUCAGAGGUCCAAGAGUCCAACUAUCAAUAUGUCUGCCACCAGACAUUCGCCGCAAACCAGGCAGACAGAAGAAGUCUCGGUGGCAAUCAUGGCUAA
Messenger RNA from Eutrema salsugineum, 1227 nucleotides. RefSeq lists its product as uncharacterized. The transcript has 2 exons. Gene Ontology annotation, molecular function: zinc ion binding. NCBI's taxonomy places the organism in Eukaryota, Viridiplantae, Streptophyta, Magnoliopsida, Brassicales, Brassicaceae. The coding region runs from base 1 to 1227 and encodes 408 amino acids. The record is from RefSeq and is a predicted model, not a curated record.